This is a messenger RNA of Branchiostoma floridae (Florida lancelet), 1631 nucleotides long. Its product is annotated as glutathionyl-hydroquinone reductase YqjG-like. NCBI's taxonomy places the organism in Eukaryota, Metazoa, Chordata, Leptocardii, Amphioxiformes, Branchiostomatidae. Gene Ontology annotation, cellular component: cytoplasm. Gene Ontology annotation, molecular function: glutathione transferase activity. The coding region runs from base 403 to 1455 and encodes 350 amino acids. The transcript has 11 exons. The record is from RefSeq and is a predicted model, not a curated record.
CUAAGAUUAUGCUAACAACAGUGACGCAGCACUUUUCUCUAUUCAGUUCACGCUUAACGUUAUGUAUGCAGGACUAACAAUAGCAUGAACUUUCACCUGUUGCUUUAUUGUUGCUCCAACUUGCAAGUCAGCAUGGGUAUGGAGCUUGGCACACUGUGAAGUCAGCAUGAUGUCCUAUGAUGCAUGAACUCCUUGGCAUGACUAGGCAAGAAAGUGUCUCAAGGGGUUUUCCCUAAACCUGUCUCAGGGUACUCAUUAACUGAUGGUAUAAAAGGUUGGAGUGGUCCACAGGAGUUACUUGCUGCUCAUUGUCAGCGUGCAGAAGUUUGGGUGUCUGAGUGCUGCAUAACGUUACAGUUCUCCAGGACCUCUGUUAACUACUAACAUUUCGAGCUAAUUGUCAUGCUGAUUAGACUGAAACCCGUGAGACAAGUCAGGCAAAUUUGCGUCUUACUGAACCAACCAGGAAUCAGCCAAGGAAGGAAUCCUCACCUGAAGAUGUCAACUGUCAUAUCUGACAUAGGCGCUAAGGGGGAAUUCUUGAGAAAAGAUGCAGUUUUCAGGAACUGGAUCACAGCUGAUGGCUCCAGUGGGUUUAAGGCAGAACGAGACAGGUACCACCUGUACGUGUCCCUCGCCUGUCCCUGGGCCCAUCGAACGCUCAUUGUUCGGAAACUCAAGGGGAUUGAGGAUGUCAUUCCGUAUACUGUCGUUGACUGGCUGAUGGGAGAGAAUGGAUGGAACUUCACUGAUAAGAAAGCAAAGUGCUCACCAGACCCCCUCUUCAAUGCCCAGUAUGUUCGUGAGCUCUACUUCAAGGCAAACCCAGAUUAUGAGGGGCGCUUCACUGUUCCAAUGCUGUGGGACAAGAAGAACAACACCAUUGUGACUAAUGAGUCCAGUGAGAUCAUCCAGAUGUUCAACAGUGAAUUUAACGACUUCUGUGCUACAGUUGAACAGAAGGAGCUGGACCUGUACCCAGAACACCUGAAGGCACAGGUGGACGCAGUUAAUGAGUGGAUUUACAAUGAUAUCAACAAUGGUGUCUACAAGUCAGGGUUUGCCAGGAGUCAGGAGGCCUAUGACAAAGCUGUGACACAGCUCUUUGCUUCUCUGGACCGGGUGGAGGACAUCCUGUCCAAGACCAGGUACCUGGCUGGUGACCAGCUGACCCUGGCUGACAUCCGGCUUUUCACCACCCUGAUCCGGUUUGAUCUGGUCUACGUGGGACACUUCAAGUGUAACAAGAAGCGGAUCAUGGACUACCCUAACCUGUGGGCUUACACAAGAGACAUCUACCAGACCCCCGGGGUGGCCGAGACUGUGGACAGGGAGCACAUCGCCAAACAUUACCAGGCAAGUCACACGUCAAUCAACCCCUUUGCCAUCGUUGCCAUUGGUCCAGACCUGGACUUCAACCUGCCACACAACAGGGACAAGAUGGCUAAAGCAUGAUGGAAAAGUCACCACCACAUUAUUGACCUUUGCCAAUUUGCUGAGGGAGCUCUUUGGCAUCUACGUUGCUUAAGUUACUGGGAUAGGCAAGAUAGGUUCACUUCAUUAUUGGCAGAAACACAGAGGGUAUCAGGAUAAUUCGUCCCUUUACUGACUAGGCCCAGUCAACUAAGCCC